AAGAUUUAUACAGUCAGAGAACAGUCAGAGAGGUGUAUGAAACAAACAAAAUUAAGAAGAAUAAAAACAAAAGCAAUCAUCACCCGAUUAUUUCGUGGUCUCGUCCUACGUAGCCUUUAUAAAAGCUUUAAUGAGCAAGUUUAUUUUCCUCUUGGUUAUUUUUUGGUUAAAAUAACACAAGGACAAUAGGGAGUUCCGUCAGCUAAAUUAUAAAAUACUCUUACUUAUGGAUAAAAUACAGUUUUCUAUUGAUCCAACCCAUACAGUAGAGCGAGACUUGCGGUGUUUCUUCCGUUGCUAAGAGACGCAACACUUAAAACACGUGAAAGUGUGACGUUUGCAGUAAAAGAAACGAGAGGCUUGUUUGAGUUAAACUGUAGUAGCCUGCCACCUACUGGCAAGACCCGCUAGUUGCAGGCGGGGAGGACCUCCCGUAGUGUGUUGAGGCAGUUUUCCCUUAUAACCGAUUAAUUGGAUAUGAUAGUAAUUCCUUUGUCUUUGCAUUAAGACCAGUAUUGUAUGCAAUGUACAUCAAAGGUAAUAUAAUCAUCGACAAAUAUGGCUAGAUGCUAGACACGUUGGUCGUCCGCCAUAUCGGAACAGUGAGAAUAAAGAACCAGCACAGAAGGUGGCGAUAAUGCGCCUUAAUGUUGGUGCACCAAAAACAUAAAAACUGAACAAAAAGAAGAACUAAAAAUUAUGCGGCGGAUAAGAUGAAGGUAAAAAUAAAGCAGUGGAAUGGUGUGGCAUCCUGGUUGUGGGUAGCCAACGAUGAGAACUGUGGCAUCUGCCGAGCACCUUUCAAUGGCUGUUGCCCAGACUGUGCGCAAGGUCCCAGGAGAUGACUGCCCACUCGUCUGGGGUCAGUGUUCUCACUGUUUCCACAUGCACUGCAUCCUGAAGUGGCUGAACUCCCAGCAGGUGCAGCAGCAGUGCCCCAUGUGCCGUCAGGAGUGGAAAUUUAA
Molecule: messenger RNA, 965 nt
Organism: Triplophysa rosa
Lineage: Eukaryota; Metazoa; Chordata; Actinopteri; Cypriniformes; Nemacheilidae
Gene: anapc11
Product: APC11 anaphase promoting complex subunit 11 homolog (yeast)
Exons: 3
Biological process (GO): positive regulation of mitotic metaphase/anaphase transition; protein ubiquitination; anaphase-promoting complex-dependent catabolic process
Cellular component (GO): nucleus; anaphase-promoting complex
Molecular function (GO): ubiquitin protein ligase activity; zinc ion binding; cullin family protein binding
Source: RefSeq, a predicted model, not a curated record